Messenger RNA from Carassius carassius (crucian carp), 1332 nucleotides. Its product is annotated as golgin subfamily A member 6-like protein 22. The transcript has 2 exons. The annotation marks the transcript as partial. Lineage: Eukaryota; Metazoa; Chordata; Actinopteri; Cypriniformes; Cyprinidae. The record is from RefSeq and is a predicted model, not a curated record.
UGGGAGAAACACAAAGAAGAAGAAAAGACAAGAAGAGAAGAAGAGAUUAAAGAACGAGAGGAACGAUAUAAAACACAAUUAAAGGAGAAAGAGAGAGAGAUGAAAGAGGAGAUGAAGAGAGAACGAGAGGAAUGGGAGAAACACAAAGAAGAAAAGACGAGAAGAGAAGAAGAGAUUAAUGAACGAGAGGAACGAUAUAAAACACAAUUAAAGGAGAAAGAGAGAGAGAUGAAAGAGGAGAUGAAGAGAGAACGAGAGGAAUGGGAGAAACACAAAGAAGAAAAGACGAGAAGAGAAGAAGAGAUUAAUGAGAGAGAAGGACGAUAUAAAACAGAAAUAAAGGAGAAAGAGAGAGAGAUGAAAGAGGAGAUGAAGAGAGAACGAGAGGAAUGGGAGAAACACAAAGAAGAAGAAAAGACGAGAAGAGAAGAAGAGAUUAAAGAAAGAGAGGAACGAUAUAAAACACAAUUAAAGGAGAAAGAGAGAGAGAUGAAAGAGGAGAUGAAGAGAGAACGAGAGGAAUGGGAGAAACACAAAGAAGAAAAGACGAGAAGAGAAGAAGAGAUUAAUGAGAGAGAAGGACGAUAUAAAACAGAAAUAAAGGAGAAAGAGAGAGAGAUGAAAGAGGAGAUGAAGAGAGAACGAGAGGAAUGGGAGAAACACAAAGAAGAAGAAAAGACAAGAAGAGAAGAAGAGAUUAAAGAACGAGAGGAACGAUAUAAAACACAAAUAAAGGAGAAAGAAGAAGAGAUUAAUGAACGAGAGGAACGAUAUAAAACACAAUUAAAGGAGAAAGAGAGAGAGAUGAAAGAGGAGAUGAAGAGAGAACGAGAGGAAUGGGAGAAACACAAAGAAGAAAAGACGAGAAGAGAAGAAGAGAUUAAUGAGAGAGAAGGACGAUAUAAAACAGAAAUAAAGGAGAAAGAGAGAGAGAUGAAAGAGGAGAUGAAGAGAGAACGAGAGGAAUGGGAGAAACACAAAGAAGAAGAAAAGACGAGAAGAGAAGAAGAGAUUAAAGAAAGAGAGGAACGAUAUAAAACACAAUUAAAGGAGAAAGAGAGAGAGAUGAAAGAGGAGAUGAAGAGAGAACGAGAGGAAUGGGAGAAACACAAAGAAGAAAAGACGAGAAGAGAAGAAGAGAUUAAUGAGAGAGAAGGACGAUAUAAAACAGAAAUAAAGGAGAAAGAGAGAGAGAUGAAAGAGGAGAUGAAGAGAGAACGAGAGGAAUGGGAGAAACACAAAGAAGAAGAAAAGACGAGAAGAGAAGAAGAGAUUAAUGAACGAGAGGAACGAUAUAAAACACAAUUAAAGGAGAAAGAGAGAGAGAUGAAA